Ceratitis capitata (Mediterranean fruit fly) is the source of this 1956-nucleotide messenger RNA. RefSeq names its product choline/ethanolamine kinase. Gene Ontology annotation, biological process: phosphatidylethanolamine biosynthetic process; CDP-choline pathway. The transcript is spliced from 8 exons. NCBI's taxonomy places the organism in Eukaryota, Metazoa, Arthropoda, Insecta, Diptera, Tephritidae. Gene Ontology annotation, cellular component: cytoplasm. The coding region runs from base 349 to 1677 and encodes 442 amino acids. The record is from RefSeq and is a predicted model, not a curated record. Gene Ontology annotation, molecular function: ethanolamine kinase activity; choline kinase activity.
UGCAUACAUACAUACAUAUACUAUUUUUAAACACAAAUUCGAACAAAAAUAUAUAUUAUAUAUACAAACAUAUUUACAAAAGUUAAGUUUACAACAAUAUCAGCAGUCGUUUUGUGGGAACUAUAUUUAAAAUUACCAGUCAGCUGCGGUUUUCCCAGCAGCACGUUGGAAAGUUGUACAGGAAAACGUGAGCGACGGCCUUACUAGAGAAACUAGACGUUAAUAAAUCGUUAAGUGUGUGUUAGCCAAGUACGAGGAGGACAGACAAAGAGGGUACUUACUACAUUUCUACAUUUCUAGCGAGCGUAAAACUGUGUAACUGCGGAAAAUUGGCACAGGCAAUUCAAAAUGUCAGCCCUGCAAACGGCUUCUAUCAAAGAGAUUCGCGAGCUCGCCGCACGUUUAUGUCGCGAUUAUUUGACUGGCCGGUGGAGAUCGAUCGACCCGGCUGAAAUUAUACUCAAAAAGAUUGACGGCGGCUUAUCGAACUUUCUUUAUUAUGUAAGUUUACCUACGGAGGACAAUAAUAUCCAGUAUAACCAAGCUCAUACCACAGUAACGCGUAGCACUGAGAACUACUUGCAAUUAAGUGGUAGCAGUAAUGAGUCAAUAGACGCUGAAUGUAUGAGUGGUAUUAAUAAUAAUUAUGAUGAGCGGCGAGUAAGCGUAGCAACGGCAGAGUCACAUAGUGAGCCGAAGGAGGUAUUAUUACGCAUCUAUGGCGAAGUACAUGGGCAGGAGGACGCUUUGGGUAAUAUCAUCACAGAAUCCGUUGUAUUCGCGCUGUUAAGCGAGAGGAAUUUCGGUCCUAAAUUAUAUGGCAUAUUUCCUGGCGGUCGCCUUGAACAGUAUAUAAAUGCACGUGCUUUACUUACACGCGAAUUGGCAAUACCGAAAGUUUCACAGAAAAUUGCCGAAAAAAUGGCAGAAAUACACACCUUAGAUAUACCAAUGUCCAAGGAGCCAGAAUGGUUAUGGAAUUGUAUGGAACGUUGGCUCAAAACAAUUAGCGGUAUAUUAAUGCUGACUGAUUGGGGUGAUAAAGCACCAUUUGUCGAUUUUGUGCGUAAAUUCGAUUUCCGCAAGGAAAAGGCGUGGCUGCAAUCCGUCAUCAAUGAGGGCAAUCACAAAGUUGUUUUCUGUCACAAUGACAUGCAAGAGGGCAAUAUACUCUACUCCAAUUCAAGCUGCGAUAAGACAAACGGCGCGAGCUUCGCUGGUCAGGCGUACGCACAAAACCCAAUAGCCUGCAAUGAGGAUGAUAUCGAUUUACAAAUUAUCGAUUUUGAAUAUUGUGCAUACAAUUAUCGUGGUUUCGAUCUCGCCAAUCAUUUUAUAGAAUGGACUUUUGAUUACAGUAACCCCGCGGCGCCAUAUUUCCAUCAAAAUAAACAGCAUUAUCCAAGCGAGGCGGAACGUCAAAGAUUUUAUAGCGCCUAUUUGCGUAAGAUUAAUGAAGGUGUACAGGAUUAUGCGCCCACAGCGCAAGAGCUGAAUGAUAUGGACGAGGAGGUGCGUCUAUUCUCAAUGUUCUCACAUCUCUUCUGGAGUGUUUGGAGUGUGGCUAUGACAUUGGCCACCAUACAAUUCGGUUAUUGGGAAUACAGCGUGGCACGCAUACGCGAAUAUCAGCUGCUGAAGCAAGCAUAUUUACGUGCAAGUGCCAAGAAAUCGUGAUAAUCAUUUAGUUGUCGAUUUAAGUGAUGUUGUUGCCAUGUUAGGCAACUUUUAUCAAUAUCAUUGAGCGUUUUGUGCGCUUUUUGCUCUUGUACUGUAUUGUAUUUACUACGAAUUUGAUUAUUUUUGGUCAAUUUUGAAUCAAAAAAAAAAAUUGUAGCUCGUAUAUUAUUCUAAGCGAACAAAAACUGUUAUAAUCGCUGUGCAUACAUUCAUAUUUACAUAUGUACUUAAACAUAAGGUUUCCUUAAGACAAAUAUACAUACAUACAUAAAGAUU